AAUCCUAUUCUAUGAACCAAAAGAGGCCUAAGGGGUUUUGACAGGGGCUGGCGAAGGAGACGGCGAGGAGGAGGAGAGGCGUUGGCGACGGACGGCGCCGUCAUUGGAGUGGCAGAUCGGUUUCAUGGUUGGAUCGGGUGGGGUGCUGGAGAUAGAUACUAUUUUUUGUGUAGUUGUAGGGAAAGAAAAAGAGUAGAGAGUAGAGAUUAGAGAAGAGAGCAGCCAACCUUUUUCCUCAAGCUCGUAACCCUAGCCGGGAGGGCAUCCGCACCCCCCCGCAGACGGGCGACAUCCUUCUCGUCCAGAUCCGCGGCUGUUCCUUUCCGGCUAAGCCACGCCACCCUUGCUUGCUCGCUCGACGCGCGGAAUCAGCUAGGAUACAUUGCGCGAUGACUGCAAAAACCAGUAGGAAGGAGCGAGGCAGCAACAGCGGGCAGCGGCAUGGGGCGACCGAAGCUGCGAUGAACAUGUGGAAAGUUCGGAAAGCUGCUUUAAAGGAGGCUCAUGCUGCGGAACAGUCCUUCAGGGAAAAAGAACCUGACCAACAUGUUACUCCAUUCGAACCGACAAAAUUUGGUGGCUGCGUCCAGGAAAUUUCGGAUUCGCAUUUCAGGCACAGUGUUGUCUCAAUUUCUCUGCUUGCGGGAGACACGAUAGUAUUCUCAUGCUCGGGAACAGCCGUACGACACUGGAACAAUAUAAUACAAGAACCCCAUACAGUAUUUGUGACUACCUCACGUUUGGUGGUGGAAUUUGAGAAUAAGAGAACCAGGGAUGAUAAUUUUGUGGUUCAAGUCUGUCGUCCUGAUGGUACAACUAUCCCUGGGUUCUUGGGAUUGUGGGAUGAAAAAAUGGAAAUUGCUAUUGUCACGGCCUUCAACAGCCGACUCGUCUACCCUGUGGAUACAUGUGGCCCUCUGGAUCUGCACCGAGACGCAGACAAGCUUAAUCUAUUUGCAGCUGGCCGUCACUUCGAUGGCACUUUGAUGAGCAUAAGAUGCAAUGAUCCUCGUUUCAAAGAUGGCCUUUGGUUUUGCGAAUGUAGUAUCACAGAGGCUGGACUUGGAGGGCCAGUUAUACUAUUUAAUGGUGGUGAAGGAUGCUUUGCUGGGGUGAUAACUAAAUUGUGUCAAGGCGGUUUCUUGUUCGUACCAACUCAGUUACUUCAUGAACGGUUGCAGCAAUUUGAGAUGCCCAGUAACACUACCCAGUUCCGUGAAUAUUCUUUGCCUCAGGGUGCAUCCUGCGUUGUCCCUUCAGGAUUUAAGGUCAGGUCUAAGAUGCUAGAGUCUUUGGGCUACCCCCUACCACCACCACUGGUGUUUGAGUCCAAUGGGCGAUUAAUUGGUACGUUUGAAGAAAGGUUUGGUGAACUUCAUGUCUGGAAAGGAUACCGUUUAGACAUCUACGCCAACUAUGAGAAGCCUCUCUGGAAGCAGCUUGGAAAAAAAGUUGUUGAGCGUGUUUCUAAAAGUGUUGUCUCAGUUGCUUCAUUCAAUGGUAACAACGUGAGGUGUUUUGCUUGCACAGGCUUGCUUAUAACUAUUGAGCACCGCAUGUUUGUCCUUACUGCGGCCAGUUUGGUUAGAACUGGUGAUGCUAAAAACAACAUUGAUCUGAACUUGAUGAUUAAGGUGUUUCUACCGCCAGAACAAUCGGUGGUGGGGAAAUUGGAAUUUUACCAUCAAGAUUACAACAUUGCCGUUCUCAGUCUCGAGGAUAAUCUCACUGAUGUUUGUCCACAAGAUAUCUUCGUAGCCACAAGGUUAUCUAAAUCUGAGGUGGUUGCUAUUGGGCGUACAACUAAAGAUAAUGGUGGGUUAUUGAUGGCCUCAAAGGGUAACAGGAAGUCUAUAAUAAGUUCAAGAAACAAGGAUUCGGGUUCAGAACUUGAUUGCAAAGAUCUCAAGUUCUCAACUUGUCAAAUCAAGAAGGUUGGGAUUGGAGGGCCCCUUAUUUGUCUUGAUGAUGGGAGUUUUGUUGGCAUGAACUUCUAUGAUGAAAGUGGAACGACUCCUUAUCUGCCAAGGAGCAAUAUUGUAAAAGUUUUAAAGAGAGGGAAUAAUCUUCUGUCACAAGGAAAAUUGCUCCCUCCCAUUAGCCUUGACACGAAGAGAGGUGGUAAUGCUGCAGAGAGGAUCCGGUGGACUGUACCCAAGCCAUAUUGGUUUAUUGCUGGUCAAGUUGAUGUUCUAGGCCAUCUUGUUGGUAAAGUUCCCAUGUAGACGUCAAGCUGCUGUUGGAGUGCUCCAUAUGAAUAUAUUCCAUUUUAUCCCUCGCAGACAUUAUAUAAUUUAAGAGGCUGGUGCUAGUUAUGUUUUGUCAAAAAUGUUUAUUUAUGGUAUUUGUUUAGUAUGUCUUAUCACUGUCAAGUAUCUAAUCAUGCAAGGAAGUGUUGGAUCUGUAUUUUCUAUGAUAUAUGAGUUUGUUUUA
Triticum dicoccoides is the source of this 2433-nucleotide messenger RNA. RefSeq lists its product as uncharacterized. The record is from RefSeq and is a predicted model, not a curated record. NCBI's taxonomy places the organism in Eukaryota, Viridiplantae, Streptophyta, Magnoliopsida, Poales, Poaceae. The transcript has 13 exons. The coding region runs from base 390 to 2225 and encodes 611 amino acids.